Molecule: messenger RNA, 6123 nt
Organism: Nothoprocta perdicaria
Lineage: Eukaryota; Metazoa; Chordata; Aves; Tinamiformes; Tinamidae
Product: KIAA0825 ortholog
Exons: 22
Coding region: 255-4037 (1260 amino acids)
Source: RefSeq, a predicted model, not a curated record
AAACUGUUAACUGCACGUGGACGAAGCAAUGGUCUCAUAAUACUGAAAACUUAAAACUGAAAAGAAGACAGAUUCAGUUAUGCAGGGAGCAUACUGACUACAGGUUUUGUUUGGACUACUGACAUCUUCCACGCUGCUUUUGGUAGAAUACCAGUGAAGGGAAACUUGGCUUGAAACCACCUACUGUUCGUUGGCUCAGAUAAAGCAUAAUUUAUCUUGCAGAUUAACAGAAUAUCAACUCUAAGAUCCUGAAAAUGGAGUGGGGAGGAGAGUAUUCUCUUGAUUCUUCCAAUUUAGACUGCUUGUUAAAUGCUCUUCCUGGAGAACUGGAGUUUCAACAAGUCCUUAAUGAUAUUGAUGAAAAAAUAAAGAAGAAUUCUGCUAGUGUGGAACAGUGUCUUAAGGAGCUACAAUCAGAAAUAAAUGAAAUAUGUACUGAUGAACUACUACAGGACACAACUGAAUGUCUUCAGUGGCUAAGUAACUGCAAUUUUAGUUCUCUCAAGCCUUCUACUACACACCAUGGAGAGCUGCUGGAGUUCCUUAGGACCCUGCAAACCUUACUCACGAAUGAACAAAAUCAAGAAGAAAUGAUACUUCACUUCCUUCUGGAUCUCUCUAGUCAAUGUGGUGUCUCGUUUCCCUGUACUCCAAGUGGGACAUCUUUUGAGUUUACGUCUUCUCUUCAUGCCAUUGAGGAUAAUUCAACCAUGGAUGUUACAUCUCUUUGGGACGAUGUGCGAUUACAUCUCCGUCGAUUUUUAGUUAACAGACUGCAAAGUCAAGGUCAAGCAGAAAGUAACGCUUUACAACAACAAAUGCAGUUCAAAACACAGUGCAUACAGCAGCUUUUGUUUCUUUAUCCUGAAUCAGAAGUCCUAAGCAGAUAUCAAAAUAUGCAGAAUAAGCUAGUCAGUGAUCUUCUACAGAACUGUCUUCUGUCUAGCUGUGGUGAGACAAAUUUUGAUAAGGUGGUUCAUGGUUACCAAAAUUCCAUACCUACAUUGUGCACAAUGAUAAAAGAGGACUUGUACAUACUAAGUGGAGCUAUUGAUCCUUCCUCAUCGCUGAAGUUUAUUAAUGAAACUUAUCUUGAUACCAUCACUGAAGAAAUGACAGUUCUUCUUGAAAGGCUUUGUGAGCUGCAGUUCAAAGAAAAUGCUCUACCUGUAGCUAAGGCAAGCAAGAUUUCAAAGAAGCAUAGAGGAACAGUUCAUGCUGUGGCCUCCCAAGAGUCCCCCAAAAAAGGAAGGAGCUUCUGUUUAACGUUGUACCAGCUCAAAUGUCUCUCUCAACUUGUUAAACUAUUUUUAUCAAUGGAAGAAAAAAUUGAAGAACUCUCUGCAGAAAUUCUGUUGGUGCCUUCAUUUGCCGAGAAGAAUGUUCAAGGAGUUCUGAAGAAAGCUGGUGGGGAGCUUUUAAUAGGAGAAACUAGAGCAAAUGAAACCAGUGUGCUUCCUGAACAGUUACUUCAGGUAAAAGAGCCUAUUUCGCUGGAUUUUGGCUGGAGGAAUGCAUUUAAAGACCUGUCCUCUUCUGUGGCUCACUGUAUAACAAUAGCAAUUGAGGAUUUUUCAACUAAAAUUCUUCAACAUGAGCAGAAAGAGCAGUCUUCAGCUGCAGGCUAUGCAAUGAGUCUUGUAAACAACCAGCAAAUGAGGGAGUCCUGGGGAGCAGUCCAACAAGAGGAGCAACCAAAACGAAUUGCUAAGUUUUGUUCUGACAUCAUGGAAGAACUUGACACAUUGCUUCCAUUGGCUCUGGCAUGCAAAGAUGAUUCUCUUCAGGAAAUUAGAACAAACUUUGUAGAGGCCUGCAGCAAAGUAGCAACAGCUGUCCUGGCAAGGCUGGAGGAGAAAAGCAAAGAUGUUCCCUCCAAAGCUCCCCUGCAAAACUUGUAUGCUGCUCUUUCCACAGCGAUACAUGUCUGCCAGCAUUUUGCAACGUAUAGCAAUUUAAUGAGAGAAACCAGCAAAAACCCCCUGUUCCUAGGGCCUGUCCAACAAUAUCAGGAAUUCAUCAACAUUCUCCAGUUUCAAGUUACGGACUACUGCGUCAGAGUUUGUGCUACAAGCAUCUUGCAGGAUGCCGAGAGCCACCACUGGGAUGACUACAAAGCUUUUUAUGAGGGGGAAAGAUGUUCGUUCUCUGUCCAGAUGUGGCAUUACUUCUGCUGUGCUCUUCGACAUGAUCUAUGGACUAUUCUGCCUCCCAAGUUAGCCCAGGAGAUUCUUACAGAAGUACUGGAGCAAUCCUUGGCUGUGCUGUCCUCCAGAUAUUCUCAGGCCUGUCCCAGUUACAAGAGAACUCCACAAAUCAGAUUUGAUAUUGCAGCAAUUUUGUUGUCUACUGAAAAUAUGCUCUGGUCAGUUUGCAGCUCUGUACAGGAAUUUCUGAAUCCACAUAAAGACAGAGAUGUCAAGAUUUAUCAAAUACAUAACCACUGCAACUCUCUACUCUCUGUACUAGCUAUUUUAACUUCACCACUGAAGAAUUUGUAUGAGGCAUUUUUGAACAAUUCUGGUGAGCCUCCUUCUCAAGACUUUUCAGAAGAAAUCUUUAAUUAUCCAUUACACUGGUUAUCUUGCAUGCCAUCAUCCUCUUCUUCCUUACUUAAGACUCCAUCGGUCAGCGAAAUGGCAGCCCAGGGUCAGCUGAAACUGCUCUUAUCCCAACCAUACUGUAAUUUGAACUUGCUUUUGGAAACAUUGCUACAUCAUGAUUGUCUCCUAGUGAGAAUCUUAUUGAGGAGUUCAAGAAAUGAAGUGCUGAAUUCUGAUGAACAAAGUUCUUUCUUAGAACAGAAACCAAGUACCAAAGAGCCUACCCUGAUUGAAGCAAUCUUCACCGUGUUGUCUUCCUGUGUUUUGUCACCUAAAUCACUUGGUAUUGCUUUUGAGACCUACAUGGAAAAGGAGCAUCUGUGGGAUUCCUUGUGUAAUAUGACAGUUUCCAGUUGUGGCAACUCAGAGCCAGAGAUUAUCAAACACUUGAAGACGACUUUGAUUAAUUCAGUUAAGGGAGUAGUGAGGCAGAUAAUUUCUCUGAUGCAUUCAUGGGAGGCAACAGAAAACUAUGGAACAUAUCAGCACAAGCAAAUAGUUCCUGAAAGUUUACUGAAAACUGUUCCAAAGGAAUGGAAUUAUACACCUCGAGAAAUGAAGAGAAAAGAAUCUGGAAAAUGCUUCACAAGGCUUGCAGCUCAGGCAGUAUCUAUUGUAAUCAGCAAGUUACCUACAGUGAUUGCAUGUUUGCCUCCCCCAAUUAAGUACUUCUUUUUUCUGGCUGAGAGAAAAAUGUCAAGAAACUUUGUUGAAUUGAAGAAAGCUGGUCUGCUUGUCUGGAACUUGAUUGUAAUUAUAUGUCGGAUAUUUGAGGAUGGAAAUACUGCAGAACUUUUAACAGGUGCAACACUUGACAGAUGGAGCAAAGAAAAACUCGGUUUAGUUCGUGUGUGCUUAGAAAGUAUUAUGGGAAAACAGAAAAGUGGUCCUAGACAAGUGACCCAGAAGGUUAUACAGAGCAUUGAAAAACAAAGACCAAACUGGAUUGAAAGCCAGUUGCUGAAAGCUAAAAAAUUGAUCACAGACUGCACCUCAGUUGCAGUGGAAGAUGCACCGUUAGAGGGAGGAGGUGCUGCACUUGAAUUCACUGAGCAGAAAAUAAACAUGAUGGUCCUGGAUAUCUGCCACAAACCAGGUGGCAGCGAGUACCUGAGGCAAAUUUAUCACAUCAUCCGGCUCAAUGAGGAUUAUUUGAAGGAACAGCUAUCCUGUGCGAAUUGCUCUGAAGAGAGCGGUACCUCUGACGAGUGUUUGCCUUUGAUACUGAAGGGCAAGGAAGAGCAGCUUGUCUUCAACCCUUUCCAGGUGCACAGCCAAUAUUGUGCAAAAGUGCUCAGUCAGUCAGCCAUUACUGAAUGGAACUGGGAUUGGUCAAACUUGCUGCCAAGUUAUUUGGGACCGAAUCAGAUGACCUUCAGGGUGCUGCUGGCACACAGGUAUUUUCUUGUCAUUGUUUCCUUGCAUUUUAAAUGAUAUCUUAAGACCUCAAAUCCUGGCGGUGGGAGAUUUCAAGAGCCUACUAAACUUGGGUUCACCAGCUCUCCAUGCUCCGUAAUUAAAAAUGGCUGUGGGCAUUUUUCACCCUUGGAGAUUUACCAACUGCUGCAGCGAUGGCAGAAGGAUUCCUUCACCUGCUUUUAUAUGGAAUAACCAAAUAGUGGAGCAGCAUGAAGUGGGAGAUGAGGGAAGGUGCAGACCUUGAAGAUGAUGAGAAAGCCAUGGUGGAACACUUAAAAAAUAUUUGCUUCGCCCAGAACACUCCUGCUUCAGAGGAUAAAGAAUAAUUAACAGAUUUCGGACAGCACCUUUUUCUGAAUUCUACAUGAUUAACUUAAUAGUUAUAGUUAUAAGUGACAGGAUUAUAAAGCUUAGGAAUAAAUAUCGUGAGUAGGAGCUUUAGACUAAAGACGUUCCCCUGUUACUGCCUCACUGCCCCAUCCGAGCCCCAACUGCUACCACACAUACAAGGCAAGGCACAAUAGGGGGAAAUGUGCGUGGCUCAGAAGGACUCAGGUGCACCUUCAUACCCUGAAGGCAGAAACCCAAAUGACAACCCCAGAACUGCUUUAAAAUUCUAGAACCUACAGCGGCUUCUAAAAAUGUUAUUACUGUGGACAAGUUCUAAGCAAAAAUUGCUGGUGUGUUUGUACCUACGAGAGCCACAGUCAGCCUGCAGCAAGGUAGUGUCAGAUUGGAGCUCAGGUGGGUUUUUUGCUGCCUUGGUGCUCAUGUUCUAGUUGGUAUUGACACUAAAUCAUCCCCAAAGUAUGAGAAGGAACAAGCAUCAGCUUGUUCCUUCAAGAGUUUCCCCUUAGUACAGGGUCGUUUAUGAGCUGCUCUGAGAAAAGAAGCAAAACUGCACUGGCCUUUAUUGUUCCCACAAAGGCAAAAUAUUCCUAACUCAACACCCUAUAAGCUGUGGCUUUAAAGAAGUUCCAGAUAACCCUUUCCUCUGCCUGAUGAAGGAUCCUGGCAAGAGCUCGUAGGGAUCUAAUGCAAGCAGCAGACAGACCCUUUCCUCUGCCACUGAGAUAAUCAUCUCAGAACACAAGGAAGUGGUGAAGGAUGGAAAACAAUUUUUUCUUGCUCUGUAUUUCAACUUUAAAAGAUUAGUUGUGGUUUUAAGGCUUAGAACCUAGCUACAGGGAUUGCCUAUGGCGGCGGGUGCAAAAUGCUGAUGAAUGAGGCACACGUGCUUCGAGUCACGCUGAUAAUGUGCCCAGGCCGGUGGAAGUUGGAGUACCGGGAAUAUUCUUUCCUAUUUUGUCAAAACCUAUUGUACCUAAUUAACUUCUUGUGUAGUCAUUUAAAGGGAAUUUCCCUUCAUGCGCUGAAACUGACUGAAAUGUUUUUUUGUGGAAAAGCUCCCCUUCUGGGAAACACUUCUGGGAAACACUGGGAAACACAAACUGAAUAGGAUGAACUUCGCAAGUGAAAUAAGGCAACCCAGGAUUGAAAAAACAAAAGUCACUUACUCUGAAAUGGGAAUGUCCACACGUGGAACGAUUCCAAACUGGUUAUUGUGCUUGAAAGUCACCAUGCACCUCAUUCUGGAAUAAUUUGUAAGCGGUUGUGUUUUUAAAAUACAUCUUCUUUACGCCCCUUCCCCCCUACCCCUCUGCCAGAUCAGCUCGGGAGUAACUCAUGGGGCAACACAAAGAUAGUUUUGUCUUUGCUUUUUUUAUAAGGAGUAUAUUUAUAAUCUUUACCCGUGUAAUGUCAACAAGACAGAACAAAAAGUUUGAAUAAAUCCUGAAUCUAUGUACCGUAUUGGGUGCUUUUCUUAUUCAAACAUAUGUCUUUAAAAGUGUAUGAAUACAAGCUAAUACGCAUUUGAAAUUGAGCUUGUCCCUAAAUCCUUGGUGAGAAAUAGGAGGGCUUGGACCAUUUGCAAUGUAAUGAUCCUAUUAUUUGACCUUCAGUAUAUAAAUAGUAAAAGCAAUAUGGCAAAAUCACUUAUAGUGAAUACAUACUUUUGCAACAUUCACAUUUGUUUAAUGAAAUUACAGUAAUAAUAAAAGUUGGAUAACUAAGACUGCUAAAUAGCAUACCAUUAAUU